Messenger RNA from Dioscorea cayenensis subsp. rotundata (Guinea yam), 2470 nucleotides. Its product is annotated as phosphoenolpyruvate carboxykinase (ATP) 1-like. Lineage: Eukaryota; Viridiplantae; Streptophyta; Magnoliopsida; Dioscoreales; Dioscoreaceae. The record is from RefSeq and is a predicted model, not a curated record. Gene Ontology annotation, biological process: gluconeogenesis. Gene Ontology annotation, molecular function: phosphoenolpyruvate carboxykinase (ATP) activity; ATP binding. Gene Ontology annotation, cellular component: cytosol.
UGUGCCUCAGGACUUGACCACGGGUUAAGUAUCUAACCCAGGGUUGAGAGUUGGGUUGGAGAGAGAGACUCCUCUGGUCUCGCCUUUUAUAAAGCCCCCACUGGGUUUUCCAUCCUCCUCGCCCCUCUUCAUUUCCGUUUGUUUGAUAUUAUCAACAAGUUGUUGCAAAUCUUAUGGUCGUUUCUUUCGCGUUCUAAGCUUUUUAUUUGUUCUUAUCUCUCUCUCUCUCUCGCCCUUUUCAUCUCUCUGUGCCUUGUAGUGUUUUUUAGGUGGAUCAGAUGGCAGACAACGGGGAGUUCAGCUUCACCAACAAAGCAGCAGGAGUGAAUUUGGUGGACAGGAGCAGGCUGCCCAGGAUUCAUACCCACGUGAACAAGAACGGGAUCUGCCACGAUGACAGCGCGCAGCCCGUGAAGGCCCAGACCAUCGAUGAGCUUCACUCUCUCCAGAAAAAGAAGUCCGCCCCUACCACUCCGAUCAAAGACUCAUCCAACGCCUCCACCUUCUCCGUCAUCUCCGAAGAGGAGCGCCAGAAACUCCAGCUGCAAUCAAUCAGUGCGUCAUUGGCAUCGUUGACCCGGGAGACUGGGCCAAAGCUUGUGAAGGGUGACCCAUCCAGGAAGUCAGAGACGCCCCGGGUUGCGCACCAUCACCACGACUACUUCACCCCCACCAUCAGUGUCAGCGACAGUGCGCUCAAGUUCACCCAUGUCCUCUACAACCUUUCACCCGCAGAGCUUUAUGAGCAAGCCAUUAAGUAUGAGCAUGGUUCGUUCAUCACUGAAAGUGGGGCCUUGGCGACCUUAUCCGGUGCAAAGACCGGGCGCUCCCCUAGAGAUAAACGUGUCGUUAAGGAUGAAACCACUACAGAGGAGCUUUGGUGGGGCAAGGGAUCUCCUAACAUUGAGAUGGACGAGCAUACCUUUAUGGUGAACAGGGAGCGAGCAGUGGACUAUUUGAAUUCUCUGGACAAGGUGUUUGUUAAUGAUCAAUUCCUUAACUGGGACCCUGAACAUCGGAUCAAAGUUCGAAUCGUCUCGGCGAGGGCCUAUCAUUCUCUCUUCAUGCACAACAUGUGUAUCCGGCCUACGCCUGAAGAACUGGAGGAUUUCGGUACUCCGGACUUCACAAUAUACAAUGCUGGGCAGUUCCCAUGUAAUCGAUACACACACUACAUGACAUCAUCUACCAGCAUAGACCUUAACCUUGCAAGAAGGGAAAUGGUCAUCCUCGGCACCCAGUAUGCUGGGGAGAUGAAGAAGGGUUUAUUUGGUGUGAUGCACUAUCUCAUGCCUAAGAGAAACAUUCUAUCUUUGCAUUCUGGCUGCAAUAUGGGAAAGGAUGGCGACGUCGCCCUCUUCUUUGGGUUAUCAGGCACUGGGAAGACUACCUUGUCCACGGACCAUAAUAGGUUACUUAUUGGUGAUGAUGAGCACUGCUGGAGUGACAAUGGUGUAUCAAACAUUGAGGGAGGCUGUUAUGCAAAGUGCAUUGAUUUGUCCAGGGAGAAGGAGCCUGAUAUCUGGAAUGCCAUCAAAUUUGGGACUGUUUUGGAAAAUAUUGUGUUUGAUGAGCACACCAGGGAAGUAGAUUAUACUGAUAAAUCUGUCACAGAGAACACCCGGGCUGCCUAUCCAAUUGAGUACAUCCCCAAUGCAAAGAUACCAUGUGUUGGUCCACACCCGAAGAAUGUCAUCCUUUUGGCUUGUGAUGCUUUUGGUGUUCUUCCUCCUGUGAGCAAGCUGAGCCUUGCUCAGACCAUGUACCAUUUCAUCAGUGGCUACACUGCAGUUGCGGGCACAGAGGAAGGCGUCAAAGAGCCACAGGCAACAUUCUCUGCUUGUUUCGGGGCAGCGUUUAUAAUGCUCCACCCUACCAAGUAUGCUGCAAUGCUGGCUGAGAAGAUGCAGAAGUAUGGGGCAACAGGAUGGCUUGUCAACACUGGCUGGUCUGGUGGAAGAUAUGGCGUGGGCAAUCGCAUCAAGCUGUCCUACACAAGGAGAAUCAUCGAUGCUAUACACUCUGGCAGCCUUUUAAACGCCAACUACACCAAGACAGAGGUAUUUGGGUUAGAGAUACCCACCGAACUCGAAGGCGUGCCAUCCGAUAUCCUCAACCCCAUCAACACUUGGGAAGACAAGGCGGCCUACAAUGCUACUUUGCUGAAGCUUGCUAGUCUGUUCAAGAAGAAUUUUGAGGUUUUUGCAAGCUACCAGAUUGGAACAGACAACAAACUUACGGAAGAGAUCCUUGCUGCUGGACCCAAUUAGUUUCAUCAGUCAAUGAUGAAAUGAACCUAGAAAAUAAGAAUAGGUUGCAUAUCAUGGAUGUUGUGUCUAAUGUCUAUUUACAUUACAUAUUUUAUCAUAAAAAACAGUGUGUUUACUGUAGGGUGAAAAGAGUCUGUCCGUCCCAUUCCAGUGACAUCUUUAUUAGAAAUUGAAACUAAUUAUCAGAUUCAGCAUCAUAA